AUGGCUCCAAUCGCAAAGAGGCGUCGCAUCAGCCCAGAGGUCGAGUCACCUCCNCAAACCACGAAAAAUGGCAUUUCUUCCGAGGAGAAAAUCGAGGAUUUUUACCGUAACGCUGCUGGAUGGGAUCUAGAACAGGACUACGAAAACCGACCGCGUAACCUGAAGAAAAAGAAGGAAGAGACAAGACUGCCAAUCAAGACUUCGGAAGGUUGGGUUGAACAGACUCCUGCUGCCGUCGAAGAGAAAGAAGAGGAUGCCGACAGUUUCUUGGGAAGUGGUGAUGAGGACGAGGCUGUAGACGAUGACGAUCAAGAGGACGAGGAACAGGAGGAGCCAGAAGUGCCACAGAUCUCGCCGCGCGAACAGAUUCUUCAAGCCAAGGAGGAGCUCGCUCGUGUUGCCAGCUUGAUUUCAGAGGACCCGGAAGAACAUAUUGGCCAACUCAAGAAGCUGCAAGUCCAUGCGAUAUCCCAGAACCGAACCGUCGUCAAGCUUUGCAUGGCCACACAACUCGCCAUCUACCGCGAUAUUAUCCCCGGCUACCGUAUUCGUCCCGUGUCCAAGGAAGAGUUGAAGCAGAAGCUAUCAAAGGACGUCCGCAAACUGCGCAACUUCGAACAAAUGCUUGUUGGCGGCUACCACGAGUAUGUCAAGUCUUUGACAAGAGCUGCCAAAAAGAGUGGUGACAAGGACAAGGAGGCUGCUUCUGUAGCUGCCGUCGCCAUCUCUUGCGCUUGCACUCUCCUCAACACUGUUCCCCACUUCAACUUCCGUGGCGACCUCAUCAACAUCUUGGUCGGUAGACUCAGCGUCAGGCAGGUCAACCCGGACUUUCACAAAUGCGUCGAAUGCUUGGAGACAUUAUUCCGUGACGAUGAGGAUGGAAACGCCUCACGCGAGNNGGCUGUCGACUUGCUUUGCAAGAUGAUGAAAUCGCGAAACUACAAUAUCCACGAAUCCGUGCUGAACACCUUCUUGCAUUUGCGACUUCUUUCCGAGUUUGCUCACAGAAGCAGUAGCACACGCACUGACAAGGACGAGGAUCAGCCGGCCGUGAAACAAAAGCAGAAACGAGAGUUCAGNAACGAAAAAGAGAGGAAACGUCUACGUGAAGUCAAGGGUGUUGAAAAGGAGCUCAGAGAAGCCGAUGCUACAGUUUCGCAUGAAGAGCGUGACAAGAACCAGUCAGAAAUGCUGAAGUUGGUUUUCGUUGCUUACUUCCGCAUUCUUAAGCAACGAGUUCCUCAACUGAUGGGUGCUGUACUGGAAGGUCUUGCUCGCUAUGCCCACCUUAUCAACCAGGACUUCUUCGGCGAUAUUCUCGAAGCUCUCCGCGAGCUUGUCAUCUCUACCGAAGCUGCCGAGCAAGCGCUUGCUGAAGAAGACGAAGACGCCUCUACUGCACCAAGAAACAUCAACCGUGAAUCCCUGCUUUGCAUUAUCACAGCAUUCGCCCUUCUUCAGGGUCAAGAUGUUGUCAAGAGUGUCGGCUCUUUGCAUCUGGAUCUUGAAUUCUUUAUCACCCACCUCUACAAGACGCUCUUGCCAUCAUCAAUGAACCCCGAUCUGGAGCUGAGUGCCAAAUCUCUGCGCUUGAGGGAUCCAGACGGUAAUGACGAUGAAGCUCUCCUACCUCAGCAGGCCAAGCACAAGAUCAACGUUCAAACGACAACCGUGUUGCUCCUUCGUUCGUUAUCAUCAGUCCUGCUACCACCACAGAAUUUGCGCUCCGUUCCUCCGCUCCGUCUCGCUGCUUUUGCCAAACAACUUCUUACAAUCUCCNNCUUACAGCUACCUGAAAAGUCAUGCCUAGCCAUGAUGGGUUUAUUACAGCAAGUAGCUAAGGUGCAGGGCAANAAGAUCGCAGCAUUAUGGUACACAGAAGAGAGAAAGGGAGAUGGUGUUUUCAAUCCUCUGAGAGAAGAGGUAGAAGGAAGCAAUCCUUUCGCAACGACGAUCUGGGAAGGUGAAUUGUUAAGGAUGCAUUUCUGUCCUCAAGUCCGAGAGAGCAUUGUCGCACUCGAGAAGGGAGUCGUUUCCUCAAGAUCGUAA
Aureobasidium musti is the source of this 2052-nucleotide messenger RNA. The record is from the annotation of a GenBank genome assembly. NCBI's taxonomy places the organism in Eukaryota, Fungi, Ascomycota, Dothideomycetes, Dothideales, Saccotheciaceae.